Lachancea thermotolerans CBS 6340 is the source of this 1650-nucleotide messenger RNA. RefSeq names its product KLTH0E15444p. The record is from RefSeq and is a predicted model, not a curated record. NCBI's taxonomy places the organism in Eukaryota, Fungi, Ascomycota, Saccharomycetes, Saccharomycetales, Saccharomycetaceae. The transcript has a single exon. The coding region runs from base 1 to 1650 and encodes 549 amino acids.
AUGAGAGGUCGAUCGAAAAGCCGUUUGCACACGGGGUUGGAAGAGAGCAAUGGGAGCCAGAAUCCGAGCGAAUUAUCUGCGGCGUUGAAUAACAGUCAAAAACUACCCAAGAGACAGCCGCUUCUGCGGACAACAUCCUUGUACACAGUCUCCGAGAGCACCCAUGAAGAGCCGGCGCUGCCGAGCUCCAACAUGAACCAUCACGCCUCGAAGCUCAUGGCAAACCGCCAGCGCAGCUCUGCUGCCAGCGUACUGUUCCACAACCUGAAAAACAAGCGUAAUUCGGGCGCAUUUUUGGUGCGAGACCAGCGAGCAGGCUCGCAUGCAGCCACCGAUGGUCGAGGCACCACGCCUGGCGGCGCUCCGCUCAACGUACACAUAUACGCGUCCCAGAACGACAGGGGAAGUCAAUCUAGCUCCGAGCACAACCCCAUAAGCCACUACCAGUUUGCGAGGAAUCUCGCGACAAGGCCCAAAAGCUCGAGCACAACGCACAUUCCUACCCUCGCAAGCAUCCGCCAGGCCGACGCCGCGCCUUCCAGCCUGUCCUUGAGCCUUGAACUGAGGUCUAAAAAACUAAACACGGGCCCCACAACAGGCGCGCCCGCCGGAGGCAGCGUUCAGGCCCGCAACCAGUCUCUCGUGGAGGGAGGGCCUGAACUUAUACACAAGAGCUCCCUUGCUGACGAUGUGCAGGAGCAGGACGAAGACGCUAAAGCGAGGUUUCUCGAGAACGAGAUCGAAACAGCCAUAAACGAAGAGCUUUUCCCGCACGAGUACGCCUUCGACAACAAGUUUGACGACAUCAUAGAGACCCCCAAGACUAGCGAAAUCAACGACGCCCCGAGCAUCGGAAGCUCCAAUCAGUCGCCUCUGACCAAAGUACCCGGGCGACGACUGUCAAAGGCGGAGUCCAUGGCUCUCGAGGCUUUCCAGAAAGACCUUUCCACCAGGUCCGCCUCGAAUUCCAGCACCGGGUCCCACACGUCGCGGCUGCAGAUGAAAAUGGAGGUGCUGAAAAAAAGGUUCGACAGCUUCGCAAGCGGGGAGGACCUUUCCGGCUGCUCAGACAGCAGCGCUUUUGCCUCCAAAAGCGACAGCAACUGGCCGGGGAACAAUAGGCUCCGUCUUUUCGCGGCUGCAGACGCACAGUCCCACUCGCCAGUGGUCGAUGAGGACGAAGACGGGCACGCGGCCCCUGCAUCCAAAUUCUGGUACCGGAACGAUCUACAUACCAAGCUUCUCGCGGAACGACUGAGCAACCAGCUGAAAACGAUAGAGCGUUUUCCGUCGUCCGGCGUUGUCGGCGAGAAAAUUAUUGUCUCAACGGUCAAGAACAUGUGCAAAGACCAGGACAUCAAAUCAAAGGUUCUCGAGCGCCAAAAACUGCUGCGUUCUGAGACCAGGCCCAUGCCCCGAGGCCCGCUACUAUGUUUAAACACCGCAGAGAAGGAUGUUGAAUUCGAGCGCUUGUUCAACAGCGCCAAGCAGAUUUCCCCCACAAGCCCGCAUGGCCCAAGCUUUGGUACCAAGACAGAGGCAGACCAGCUGCGCAGCAGGAUACGGCUGAGCAGAAGCGUAUUCGAAGACUUGUGGAGAGACUCAGAACGAGCUGAAGCACGUGCUCUAGUUGUCUCGGCCAACGAGUGA